Monomorium pharaonis (pharaoh ant) is the source of this 2003-nucleotide messenger RNA. RefSeq lists its product as uncharacterized. The transcript has 4 exons. Bases 1261 to 1740 code for a protein of 159 amino acids. NCBI's taxonomy places the organism in Eukaryota, Metazoa, Arthropoda, Insecta, Hymenoptera, Formicidae. The record is from RefSeq and is a predicted model, not a curated record.
AGUAUUAUCAAAAACGUUUAUUUAAAGUUUUAUUCAACUUAAUUAAUAGUUGUGAAUAUUGAUUGACAUUUUACAGCAAUAUUUAACUGAUUCACAAUUCUAUAUAUCACACAACAUCUCAUCUAUCUCAUUGACACCAGUGUAAAAUCUAAGCUUCGUACUGACUGAUUAUUUCAUUUUACAUUGGUGUUGAUGAUUAAAUUUAAAAAGAUGAAGUGUGACGUAGAGUUGUGCAUGUGGUUAAAUUACUGCAUUCGGUAAAGCAAAUAUGAGACGUGCUAUCGGAGUGCUCUCUUACCUCACUCUAUCUUUGUUUAAUGCCAAUAAGUAACAAAGACAGAAUGUGUGAACAGAGCCUCCAGACGCUUCAGAUUUACUUUGCCAAACCCACCCAAUAUUAAAAGGUAUAAGAGGCAUCUUUUAUCACCAAUGUAUGGGCAAUUAUUAUCAAUUAAAAACCGGGAGUAAACGAAAUGGGCAAAUCUUAUUUUAUAUUUCUUACUUCUUACUCUUACUCUAUUACUCCUGCUGACAUUGUAGACCUUGCAUUAAACAUAACGAUAUAAUAUGCAUUAUUACUUCACGAACUGUCAUAACAACAUAAUCUCAUACUGCACGUCACUUCACGCAAACUCCUGGCAACCCACAUACCCUAUUACACACGAUGCAAACGUUGUACUGACGAUGCGAAUGGCUGCGUUCCGUUUUAUCACACACAUGAUUAUUAACAUUAAAUAUUAUGCGUGAAACGGAACGUUACCCAAGAAGCAUGCGAAAGUGACUACGUUUACACGUCGGGUUUAACAACAUCGGAGUUAUAAAACUGGCCAACUACAGCCAUUCCUCGGAAGAAUGGAAUGGUUAUGAUUGGCCAGCUCUAGAAGUAUCGAUGUUAUUAAACCUGUUUAAGGGUGUCGUGUAAACACGGGUGCGAUCCGAUAUUCACUUUCAGUACUGACAGUACUGCAAACAUCGUUCCGAAAUAUGUCGCAGUAAGCUUUCGAAGCACAUUUGUGUCAUAUGACGUUAUAGUUUUCUGACGUCAGUUUCUGCUUUCGUUGGCUACGUUCCAAAAUUGAUUGCCAGCGCUGUGAGUGUGACGUCACAAAGCGCGCUGUUUAACAGCGUUUCAUUUUUAACAGUGCGCUGCUAAGACGCUGCCUAGACGGCAGCUAAUAACGGAACGCUUCUUGCAGUACUUGCAGUGAAUAUUUCACGCGUGAAUAUCAAAUAUUGAAAAGGUUAAUUUAACCUAGAGAAAUGGAAAAAAAUGAGCAAGAAAUGUUUGUUUUUAGAAUACUUUUAGAAAAUGUUAUUGAAUCUGAUGAAGAAAAUGAUUCUGAAUCGGAAGAAAUAAUUAAUUUAAUAACAAACUUAAAUUAUUCUUUAACACGAGUACUACGAAUACGUUGCAAAAAUUAUAUUGAAAAUGUUGUUUGGAAGUACACUGACGCUGAAUUUAAAAUGCAUUUUCGAUUGAGUAGAUUAACGUUUCGUUUCUUAUUGGAACUUUUAACUCCGCAAUUGACAAAAACGUUUGAGGGUCCUGGUCGAAAUACUAUUGAUCCGGAAAAAAUAUUGUUAUUGGCUAUAUGGAUGAUGGCAACUCCAAAUUCAUACAGAUUCGAUGUUAGAAAGGCAACUGCUUGGAGAUGUGUUAUGAAGGUUGUAAAGGCACUGUAUUCUCAUCUCAACACAUUUGUUACAUGGCCUAAUAGAGUAAGAGCUGAAGAGAUUUGAACACAUAUUAAAAAUAAACAUAAAUUUUCAAAAGUUAUUGGAGCAAUAGAUGGUACACAUAUCAAAAUUUCUGCACCAAAAGAUCAUGCAGACGCCUAUAUAAAUCGAAAGGGCUAUCAUUCAAUACAAUUACAAAUAAUUUGUGACCAUGAAUUCAAAAUUACUCACGCAUAUGCAGGACAAGUGGGAUCGGUACACGAUAUGGGAGUUUUUAGAUUUUCUGAUUUUGAAAACAUGUGUAUCGAUGAAAAUUUUCCAGAAAA